UGCAGUUUCUUUUCAAGUACUAUUUAAAUACUUAGACUGAACUACUGAAGUAAGCAAGCAUCCACAAACUAUGAUGACCCAUCCUGAUAAUUCCAUACAGAAAGGCCCUCCACUUUUGCCUCCAGAAUUUUUUCUAAAAUCUCCUUCCCUUGGAAUUUGUCGCAUGUAAGGGUUGCCUAACUACCCGGUUAUAUAUUCGUCUUCCAUUGCGAAAGAAACGGGGACGGAGGGGAGGAAGGCCUGCUUCACCUCGUUUCAGGUUCAUGCGUUCCGCGUGUUACUGAGAGCGUAGUGCGUGAUUUCAGAAAUGAGGAUGUUACCAUGGCCCCUGAGAUCUGCUGCCCUCUUUGCUCUCAUCUUCUUCGCCGUGCUGUUUUCUACUACGUUCGCAGGGAGACAGUGCUGUUUCUUGACAUAUCAAGAUGCCCUACGUCAACAAAGAGAGGUAUGGAGCAGGAAGAACAUACUGGCAUUCCAAAACAAUCCUUUCUUCUCCCCAAUAGCAGAGGCUGAACAGAAGGAAGCAGUGCCUCGGGUGCAUCCUCGGAUGCUCAACGUCAAGACGAAUGAUUACGGCAGCUAUGACCCUUCUCCGUCCAUGGAUAAGCCGCACUUCAAGCUCAUACCCAAUUGAUCAAUUUACUGAUCGCUCGUGCAUCCAGGUUGCAGCAAUGGAGUGGAGGAGGAAUAUAUCUGCUUAGAUGCGGGCCUGAUAUUUAGAUCGAUAGAGAGGUAUUCCUAGGCUUGCUAAAAUGAAUGGCAUUUAGUUGCUUCAUAUAAAUGUGACAUAGAUAUUGCUUCUGUUAUGCUAAGUCACAAUGAGUUCUCAACGUUUCGGUUGAACUUAUCAUAUAUUGUACUUAAAGCAUAAAGCAUACAUAUAUGCAAGUAAUUCGCCAUGGCACAUGUUAUUCUU
This is a messenger RNA of Phragmites australis (common reed), 916 nucleotides long. RefSeq names its product protein CASPARIAN STRIP INTEGRITY FACTOR 1-like. The record is from RefSeq and is a predicted model, not a curated record. Bases 308 to 634 code for a protein of 108 amino acids. NCBI's taxonomy places the organism in Eukaryota, Viridiplantae, Streptophyta, Magnoliopsida, Poales, Poaceae. The transcript has 3 exons.